GGGAACCAGUGUUGACAUAGAACCAGUUUCCCAGAGCUAUAGAUUGACUGACAUAGGUCCACUACUGAAAAAGAAAUGGAUUAUGUAAAGUAUCUUGCUCUGUUCUUCGCAUUGCUGUCUGUUUCCAUGGUAAUUAUGGCAGACGAUAGUAGCGAAGAUGUUGACGAGGACAAUGAAGACACCGAAAACGAGGCUCAGGAGGAGGAAGCUACCGUCAUCGAGGAAACUCCUUCUGUCAGCUCAACAGUUAUACAGAGUGGCGGAUCAAAUAUCGAUUCAACAGUGAUACAGAGUGGUGGAUCCAAUGUAGUGGUAACUACGUAUGGAGCUGCACCAAAAACAAACACAGUAUCUAAACCAACCACCAAAGCAAAGGCCACUAUCUCCAAAGUCACCAAAAAAGUUAACCGGAUCGUUGCAUUCCACCGUCAACGAGCCACAUUUUUUAAAUGCCAAACUUCCUGUCUCGUGGGUGCAAUCUCCUGUAUGAAUACAUGCCGCAACGAAGGGUCAUACACAUUUUACAGAGACCAGUACAUGGUGUGCGGAAGAAAAUGUCGGUUCAGCCAGUACCAAUGUAAACUGGGCUGCAAGAAUGAACUCAGACGGAUUAGGACCGGGCAGAUGCGAUCCCUACGAGCGUAGACGUAACAAUCCAUUCUGUAUAAAACUUCAGCUACAACAAUCAUAGCAAAUAAUCUUUGCUCUAAUCAACAUUGCCUCAGGCCUCCAGUUUCAAUUCCAGAGAGGUUCUUGAACAAAACUGACGAUUUACAUCGAACAGUAUUCGAAUAUAUCCCCGGUAAAACAUUUUUGUUGUCGGGUACGCCGGUUUCAGGGAUUUGGAGAUGUAACAUCAAGAAAUCAUUUGUAAAUGAUGCUAGCGUCUUUUGUGUGAAAUCCAUGUUGUUCACUGUUUUUCUCUGUGUUUUUUUCUUGUAUUCAUUUAAUUUAUUAUAUUAUUAAACAAGUUCUUA
Saccostrea cuccullata (small rock oyster) is the source of this 977-nucleotide messenger RNA. RefSeq lists its product as uncharacterized. The record is from RefSeq and is a predicted model, not a curated record. The transcript is spliced from 2 exons. Lineage: Eukaryota; Metazoa; Mollusca; Bivalvia; Ostreida; Ostreidae. Bases 76 to 645 code for a protein of 189 amino acids.